Messenger RNA from Acytostelium subglobosum LB1, 831 nucleotides. RefSeq lists its product as hypothetical. NCBI's taxonomy places the organism in Eukaryota, Evosea, Eumycetozoa, Acytosteliales, Acytosteliaceae. The record is from RefSeq and is a predicted model, not a curated record. The transcript has a single exon. The coding region runs from base 1 to 831 and encodes 276 amino acids.
AUGUCGUUUGAUCCGACCGGUCGCAAGAACUUCAAUGUCGAAGAAGGAUCUCUUCCAAGCUCAUUGACCUCUCUCAAGCUGCUCGACUACAGUGGAUGCACCCUCACGACAACAACAAUACCAUCCUCCGUUGUCAAACUCACACUCACUGCCCUCACGGUGACAGGCUCCGCUGUGCCCAGAUCUGUCAAGCGACUGACCUUCUCAAACAGGAACGGCGAGUUUGAUCGCAAACUCAAUGAACUGCCAGACAAGUUGGAGCAUCUCGAUCUGCUUUGCCACCAAGACAGCGAUGACCUAGCCGCUUUGCCCUCAGGCAUCACUAUGCUCUCCACCCUGAUUCUGCACUAUAAACUCUGGAUGACCGACCAACUACACAAGGUUGGACAAAUUCCGCCCGGUGUCCGGGACCUUCGUCUCUCAUUGCACAAUGUCCAACGCGACAAUGUACCAAUACUAGUGGCGCUACCAUUGAUGCUCACCAGCUUGACUACACUUGGAGAGUUCAGAUAUGAUGGUGGCAUGCCAACGAACUUGAAACAUCUGACCAUCAACAGCCUGUAUGACACGGUCGAGAUGCCAUCGAUGCUCCCAACAUCAAUCACUGAGUUCUACAUUGACAAGGAGCUGCAAGAGUCUGAUUGGGGCAGCAACAGCCUCCACAACAACUUCCAAACUAUGGCAACAACCUCCACAACAACUUCCACAACAGCCUCCACACCAUCCACAAGGAGUCCUUUACAAGGGGUGGUGACAAGGUCUCCAAUAGGAAUCGCAUUAAUGUUCCAUUUUAUUGUAUAUAUCCUUACAAAGUAUGUUGAGGGAGUGUAG